GAGUCUUCCCCUAGUAAUAAGAUUUUCUGUGCUCAUACAGCUUCCUAAUACACUUAUGCGCAGAUGGUUCUCGUCACGCGUUGCCCAUUCAAGUGAUGGUACUUGUCUCUACAGUUUGUAUACAGAAUAGGAACAGGCUGAAAACUUGCUGUAAAGGAUAAAGACUCAACUAGCGACUAGGAACUCCAGAAAUGUUUCCUGUUGCUGAAAGGAUUUUGGGAAAAUAGCAGUUGGAAGAAUUUCUGUGGCUGUCGUGGGGCUUCGGUGAGAGUGGCGCGAGGAUGAGGAGGCAGCAGCAGGCCCUGUCAUGACCCUGCCCAGGCCAUGCAGACGGGACUGGGGGAAACGCAGCACACCGACCCCCGGGCCCUGGUCUUCCUUCAGGCCCGAGUGUGUCUGGAGCACAUCCGCAGCCAGACCAAACCCACCAUGGCCAAGAGAGACUACCUGGUGGACGCCGCCAAGCAGAUUCGGUUGGCUCUUGACAGAGAGGUCAGCGAGGACUAUGAGGCCGCCUUCAACUACUACAAGAAUGGGGUGGACCUCUUGCUGAAGGGAGUACAAGUUGACCCAAACAAGGAGCGCAGGGAAGCAGUUAAACGGAAAACCACUCAGUACCUGAAAAGGGCUGAGGAGAUCUUCAUCUCCCACUUGCAAGGCAGCCUGGGAAGUGUAUCCUCCAAGUCUGAGGGUUACAGUAGCUUGAGAUUCCGGCCAGUCAGAGUCCUCAGCUCACCUGUGGAGGACCUGAAGAUGUGCAAGGUCAUUGGUGUCAUUGACAAGGUCCUUACUGUCCAGAAUUCUAUCACCAAGGAGACGUUUGUUGUUAAAAGCCUGCCAAAGUCCAGCUGGGAUGGUCAUGAGCAGCAGACUAUAAUUCCGCAGGGAGUGCCUUUCAUGGUGCAGCUACUGAGGUACUACGUCAGUGAAGAUGCCGUGUUUCUGCACCUGGAGCACGUUCAAGGAGGAAGACUUUUCUCUAAGCUUCACAAACGCAGAAAGGACAGUGUUAAGGAGCACCCAGAGUGCUGCAGUCCCACACACAGGAAGAUUAAGUUGAAAAACAGUUACACCUCUCCUACUUUGAGCCUGGACUAUGAUGAAAGAAGCAGAUGCACCACAAAGACUGCGUUCUUCACAGAGGACUCUUCACACCCAGAUAGCUCUGACACAGAAUCUCCAGCCUCCUGGGCAGAAGCACGUCACCAUCUGGAGACCUUUAACACACACUCCUACUCGGAGGACACUGGCUGUUUGCUCACAUUCAGAAAAGACCAGGUCUGUCGUUGUGCAGAUCCUCAGCGCUCAGAUUCCUGGGGUUGUUCAGGAUGCAACUCUGGAGAAAUGCUGAGUGCUUCAUCAGGUGACUUCCCACAGGAACCUCAGAGCCCAUGUCCUCCUCAUUGCGAAUCUCAGGAAACCUCUGCUCUCCUGCCUGACUGCCCUUGUCAGUACACAAGAGAGAGUCCUAAUAGCGCGUCUGAUGUUUCACCAAAGACUAUGAUAAAUGCUGAUUCUGCUGCCGAAGCCAGUGUCACAUGGUGUGCUGCUGCUGCUCGCUCCAAGGACUGUAAAAAGUCUGCACCUUGUUUUGCACCGAGUAUAGUUCCAGGAGGGAAGGGAGACACUGGAGUACCUCAAGCAAAUGAAUAUUCUGUGGAGGGUUCAGAUUGUAAGACUGAAUCCAGGGUGAAGGAGACUGUGAGUCAGGGCAUUAGUCUACAGUCGAAGGACAUUGAGGCUGUCCCCACAAAUCUGCAGUUUACUUCCUAUGACCAAAGCCAAGACGAUGGCACUCGGAAAGAGUGCUGUUGCGCUCCGGCCACUGGAGGCGCUUGUAAGCAGUGUGGCAGAAAGAAGAGUGAUGGAAUACCCAGCCUGGAGCUCUUCCCUGUACAGAGCAGAGGGGUCAUGCAGCCAGGGUUGCAAACUGGAGGGAGCAGUGAAGUCAGUAAGGGAAUGGAGGUGUCGCAGUCAUUCAGAUCUGCUUGCUCCUCUGCUUGUCCAUUAAAGGUAGUGGCAGGACUUACCUCAGGGAAUGCCCUUAAACGCAUGACUGGUCUAGCUCAAAGCCCAAAUGCUGCCGACCAGUGUGACCUCCUUACUGCACUUAAGCCAGAGAGUUGUGGGGAGAAUGACCCAACGCUGAUGUCCAGCAGGAACAUGGGACAGGGGGAGGAAGACGAAGGGUGGGAGCUACUGAACACAGUGACUGGGGAUCUUCCUCAGAACGAGGAGGCGGGACUGUCCAACUCAGGUGACUCCAAAGCUGUGUCGCAAUGUUUCAGCAGCAGAAAAGACUGCCAGGGGUUGGUGCCCUCCUCUGAUGUGCACAUUGAGGUGGAUGGCUGGUGUCUGCUGCCCAAGGUGCCCUCCAGACAAGCCACUAACAAGCCCAGACAGGCCUGCUGGGGCCUCCCGGAGGAUAAGGUGCGCUUGUGGGUGGCCCAGAUUGUGCUGGCUGUGGAGAGCCUUCAUCAGCAGGGCAUCCUGUGCCGGGACCUCAACCCGAGGAACAUCCUGUUAGACAGCACGGGAAAGGUCCGCCUGACCUACUUUGGCCAGUGGAGUGAAGUUCAGCCUCAGAUGAGCACCAAAGCAGUGGAGUACAUGUACUGUGCACCAGAGGUGGGAGGCGUUUCUGAAGUUACAGAAGCCUGUGACUGGUGGAGUUUGGGGGCUUUGCUGUACGAACUUCUCACUGGAAUGCCCCUUCGGCAGUUCCACCCCUCUGGAGUCCUCCCUCACACCCAGCUCAUCAUUCCCGACCACAUCAGUAUGGCGGCUGCCUCCCUGCUCACUGAGCUCCUGCAGUUCGAUGCUGGUUACCGUUUGGGCUCCGGAGGAGGUGGAGUGAGCGAUAUCAAGUGUCACCCAUUUUUUGGCACCGUUCCCUGGCACAAGCUGAGCAGUUAGGAGCCCGACGCCCUGAUUGCAGAGCUUACUAGCACAACUGAAAUGGAAGAAAAAGGGGCGAACCCAGACAGCCUCUGAGAGACAGAAACCAGUGAAGCCCUGACUGGCUUGUAAGAACCAUCACUUGAACUAAAACGAACAGGUCCCAAGCUGAAUGAGGGAUGGGGAAAACUAACUCAUACCCAAUGUUAAGACUAUCAUUUGAAUGAGGAUGUGCAUGUAAUAUGUAGGAACUGGAGGCUAUGUUUUAGUCAAUGUAGUGCUGCAUUGACUUUCUCAACAUAGUUUGAUGUCAUACAAUAUGCAGAUUUAGCGAUGAUUGUCUUUUUGGGUGCAGAGAAUCGGAGAGGUGCUCAGCAAAGAUGAGCUACAGUUCCUUUUUAAACCUAUAAAUGUAUACCACAAUUUUGCAUUCGGAAAAUAAGUGAUUGCAAGAAAAGGUUAACUGUGGUCUUUAAAUAAAACCUCUCUAAUGGGUGUGAACAUUUAAACUUAACCCAAGUUCCUGUCACGAGUCACAACUGUAACAUUAACUAGAUCAUGGCCAUGGCAUUCCGGGAUUUUUUUCAGGAAUCCAUUUUGUCACAAGGACAGGUCAUUGACUUUUCUCAGCAUGCAGCAACAAAGAGAUUAGGAUGCCUUUAAAGAAGUUUAAACAAAGUUGUUUUUGUUCUUUCAGAGAACUGAUUUUACCUGGCAGAUCUUAACUAUGAGCAUUUGUAUCACUUCAUAAGUUAUUAAAGCGAAUGAAACUUUACUUAUUAGCUGUCUUUUUUUUUUAAAGUUUUAAAGACGCAGUUUAUAGGUUUCUUUAAAUCCUCACCCCUAACUAUGUACAGUACCUGGUGAUUCUGACUAGAAAAUUAACUCGAACUAAUUUACUAUUUAAGUCUUCAGGCAACAAUCAGAAUCCCCUGCUGAGAAGGACCAUGCUCACUGUUAGGGUGCUUUGCAUAUGAUACAUGGUCAUAUAAGACUGGCCCUGAAGGCUAUGGUUGUAUUCCCACGAUCUAUGUGUAGCAGAUGAAGCAAAUAAGAAGGGUAAGAAAAAUGAUUCUUUAAAGUACACCUUGACAAAUUCUUCCCAAAUACAUUAUUGCUUUAGGAUUGUCAAUCCUAACGCCUAAGGAAAGUGCUUUUCUAACAAAAAAUAUAAAAUAAAAACCUAAUGAUAAUGCUUGAGAUUAAUAUUUUAAGCUUUUACAAAAUAUUAUUUGAUUUUAAAAAAUCAAUGUUAUCUUUAACCUUUCCCUGAAAUCGGCUUUGUUGUGCUUCUGAUUCACUUAAUUGCAAAUCUUAUUUAUAUUCCUUCUGUUUGAUGUCACAGCUGUUCACUUUCAUCUGAAAUGGGGAAUAAAACAGUCAUUCAUUAA
Lepisosteus oculatus (spotted gar) is the source of this 4289-nucleotide messenger RNA. RefSeq names its product ribosomal protein S6 kinase-like 1 (gene rps6kl1). Gene Ontology annotation, molecular function: protein kinase activity; ATP binding. The record is from RefSeq and is a predicted model, not a curated record. Lineage: Eukaryota; Metazoa; Chordata; Actinopteri; Semionotiformes; Lepisosteidae. Gene Ontology annotation, biological process: protein phosphorylation.